CCGUUUCCUGCUCUGUUCUCCCGCCUCCGCAACCGCUCGUGGUCGUCUCGCCAUGGCACUUUCGCAAGGGCUGCCCCGGGAGCUCGCCGAGGCCGUGGCCGGGGGCCGCGUGUUGGUGGUGGGCGCGGGCGGCAUCGGCUGUGAGCUCCUCAAGAACCUCGUGCUCACUGGCUUCUCCCAUAUUGAUCUGAUUGAUCUGGAUACUAUUGAUGUCAGCAACCUCAACAGGCAGUUUUUGUUUCAAAAGAAACAUGUUGGAAGAUCAAAGGCACAGGUUGCCAAAGAAAGUGUACUGCAGUUUUACCCAAAAGCUAAUAUCAUAGCCUAUCAUGACAGCAUCAUGAGCCCCGACUAUAAUGUGGAAUUUUUUCGACAGUUUAUAUUGGUUAUGAAUGCUUUAGAUAACAGAGCUGCCCGCAACCAUGUAAAUAGGAUGUGCUUGGCAGCUGAUGUACCUCUUAUUGAGAGUGGAACUGCUGGUUAUCUUGGACAAGUAACUAUUAUCAAAAAGGGUGUAACCGAGUGUUAUGAAUGUCAUCCUAAACCAACCCAGAGAACUUUUCCUGGCUGUACAAUUCGUAACACACCUUCAGAACCUAUUCAUUGCAUCGUUUGGGCAAAGUAUUUGUUCAACCAGUUGUUUGGGGAAGAAGAUGCUGAUCAAGAAGUGUCUCCUGACAGAGCUGACCCUGAAGCCACCUGGGAGCCAAUGGAAGCUGAAGCCAGAGCCAGAGCAUCUAAUGAAGAUGGUGACAUUAAACGUAUUUCCACUAAAGAAUGGGCUAAAUCAACUGGAUAUGACCCAAUUAAACUUUUUACCAAGCUUUUUAAAGAUGACAUCAGGUAUCUGUUGACUAUGGACAAACUAUGGCGGAAAAGGAAACCUCCAGUUCCAUUGGACUGGGCUGAAGUACAAAGUCAAGGUGAAGAAACGAGUGCAUCAGAUCAACAAAGUGAACCCCAGUUAGGUCUGAAAGACCAACAGGUUCUGGAUGUAAAGAGCUAUGCAAGUCUUUUUUCUAAAAGCAUUGAAACUUUGAGAGUUCACUUAGCAGAAAAAGGGGAUGGAGCUGAGCUCAUAUGGGACAAGGAUGACCCAUCUGCAUUGGAUUUUGUCACCUCUGCUGCAAACCUCAGGAUGCAUAUUUUCAGUAUGAAUAUGAAGAGCAGAUUUGAUAUAAAAUCAAUGGCAGGGAACAUUAUUCCUGCUAUCGCUACUACUAAUGCAGUAAUUGCUGGGUUGAUAGUUUUGGAAGGAUUGAAGAUUCUAUCAGGAAAAAUAGACCAAUGUAGAACAAUUUUUUUGAAUAAACUACCAAACCCAAGAAAGAAACUCCUUGUACCUUGUGCACUAGAUCCUCCCAACUCCAAUUGUUACGUAUGUGCCAGCAAGCCAGAGGUGACUGUGCGGCUGAAUGUUCAUAAAGUGACUGUUCUCACAUUACAAGAUAAGAUAGUAAAAGAAAAAUUUGCUAUGGUAGCACCAGAUGUGCAAAUUGAAGAUGGGAAAGGAACAAUCCUAAUAUCUUCGGAAGAGGGAGAAACAGAAGCUAAUAAUCACAAGAAGUUGUCAGAGUUUGGAAUUAGAAAUGGUAGUCGGCUUCAAGCAGAUGACUUCCUUCAGGACUAUACUUUGUUGAUCAACAUCCUUCAUAGUGAAGACCUGGGAAAGGAUGUUGAAUUUGAAGUUGUUGGUGAUGCCCCAGAAAAAGUGGGACCCAAACAACCUGAAGAUGCUGCCAAAAGCAUAACCAAUGGCAGUGAUGAUGGAGCUCAGCCUUCUACGUCCACAGCUCAAGAGCAAGAUGAUGUGCUCAUAGUUGAUUCAGAUGAAGAAGGACCUUCAAAUAAUGCUGGUAUCAGUGAAGAGGACAGAAAUCGCAAGAGGAAAUUGGAUGAGAAAGAGAAUGUUAGUGUAAAGAAGUCACGUACAGAACCAACAGACGAGUUUGAUGAUAUUAUAGCAUUAGAUUGAACAGAAGUAUGCUUCUAAACAGAACCUUCUUAUUGGCAUUAAUUCAUCUGGACGGAACCAGAUUAUUUGUUAUGUCCUUUGUUCCAAAGGGAAAAAAUUCACACCAACGACUUGAAAAUUAUUCUACUCCCUUUGAAAGCAUUCAUUUUGGUAGAGCUAUUAGAAACAUUACAGUAUAUUGUAUUGAAAGUAGACAUAGUUUUAAAACCCUUUGAACAAAGUAUGUGUAUAAACAGUCAAGAAAUACAACAACAAUGCAUGUUGCCUUUUUAAUGUAAAUACCAUUAGGUAUCAUUUAAUAGUUUUAAAAUAUUGUGGUUUAGUAAAGUUGAUACCUGGUUAUAAAUAUUAUGCCUUUAUUUUUGGUUAGAAGAAGAGUUAUUUUUUAGCCUAGAUCUAACCAUUUUCAUACUCUGACUGAAACAGAUUCAAAGAAGUGCUAUGCAUUGCAACUUGUUUUUUAAAUGUUGACUGGCACUAUGUAUAUUACUGUAAAACAAUGUUAAUUUACUCACAUUUUCAGUUUGUACUGCUUGGUGUGUCUGUGUAAGAAGACAAUUUUUGUGUAUUGUUACAGUUUCAGGUUAUUUAUAUUUGAUGUUUUGUAAAACUCAAAUACAACUAUACUGUACUUGGACCAAAUAAAUGUCAUCUUCCUUGUUACA
This is a messenger RNA of Orycteropus afer afer, 2640 nucleotides long. It is a transcript of the gene UBA2, whose product is annotated as ubiquitin like modifier activating enzyme 2. The record is from RefSeq and is a predicted model, not a curated record. Lineage: Eukaryota; Metazoa; Chordata; Mammalia; Tubulidentata; Orycteropodidae. Gene Ontology annotation, cellular component: SUMO activating enzyme complex; cytoplasm. Gene Ontology annotation, molecular function: SUMO activating enzyme activity. Gene Ontology annotation, biological process: protein sumoylation.